AUGUCGACAGCUUCGCAUCUGUAUCUUGUCACCGACAACGAUAUCAUCUAUGAGCAGGACAUUCUGCGCAAUCCGGCCAACAUCCGCGCCUGGCUCGACUAUGCUUCUUUCAAACGUCAGACCGGCUCGCUCCUCGACCAGGCCUUUGUCCUCGAGCGCGCCUGUAAUGCCCUUCCGCGCAGCUACAAGCUUUGGAAGUUGUAUCUGGAACUGCGCGUGAGCCAUUUGCGCAACCGCAAUCCCGCCCGCCAUGCAGACCAUUUCCAAAAGGUCAACGCCCUGUUCGAAAGAGCCCUGGUCCUGCUCAAUAAAAUGCCCCGCAUCUGGGAAAUGUACCUAUCCUUCCUCUGCAAGCAACCCAGGAUUACCCAGACUCGUCGCACUUUCGAUCGCGCUCUACGAGCCUUACCCAUCACGCAGCACAACCGGAUAUGGGCUCUCUACCGCCCAUUUGCCACAUCUGCCUCGGGAGAGACCGCCAUCAAGGUCUGGCGCCGCUACAUGCAGAUCCACCCCGAACACGCCGAAGACUUUAUCGACAUCCUCAUUGACCAGAAACAAUACACCGAUGCUGUCAUUAAAUACAUGGACAUCCUCAACGAUCCACGCUUCCGCAGCAAAGAAGCUAAAGGCCCUUUCCAGUUCUGGACUGAGAUGUUGGAGCUUAUCAUCGACCACGCUCGCCAGGUACAGACAGGUGAAGAUACUGGUAUCGAUGUGGACCGCAUAGUUCGUAGUGGCAUACAACGCUUUCCGGAUCAGAGAGGUAUCUUGUGGGUAGGACUCGCCCGAUACUGGAUCAACAAGGGCGAUUAUGAGCGUGCAAGAGACGUUUUUGAAGAAGGCAUCACCACCGUCAUGACUGUGCGUGACUUCUCCAUCGUCUUUGACACCUACGCAGAAGCAGAGGAAGCGCUGAUUGGUAUCAAAAUGGAUGAGGCUCAGACCCGCUCAGAAAAGGGCGCGCCUGAUGAGAAUGCUGAUCUUGAACUAGACAUCCGUAUGAUGCGCUUCGAGCAACUCAUGGAUCGUCGUCCCUUCCUCCUGAACGAUGUCCUGCUCCGACAGAACCCCAACAGCGUCAAUGAGUGGGAGAAACGGGUCGCGCUCUGGGGCGAUAACAAGUCUGAAGUUGUCAACACUUAUACUAACGCCAUUGCUGCAAUUAACCCAAAGAAAGCCAUUGGUAGAUACCAUACUCUUUGGACCAACUAUGCAAAAUUCUACGAAGAACGUGGCGAUCUACGCAAUGCCAGAGUCAUCAUGGAAAAGGCCGUCAAGGUGCCUUUCAAGUCUGUCAACGAACUCGCCGAGAUGUGGGUCGAAUGGGCAGAGAUGGAGCUGCGCAACGAGAACUUCGACCGCGCCGUCGACAUCAUGGCCAAGGCCACUCAGGCACCCAAACGAAGCACAGUUGAUUACUUUGAUGAAAGUCUUAGUCCUCAACAACGAGUACAUAAAAGCUGGAAGUUGUGGUCUUUCUACGUCGAUCUUGUAGAGUCGGUCAGCACCUUGGACGAGACUCGCAAGGUGUACGAGCGCAUCUUCGAAUUGCGUAUUGCCACGCCUCAGACUGUCGUCAACUACGCCAACCUGCUCGAAGAGAACAAAUACUUCGAGGAAUCAUUCAAGGUAUACGAACGUGGCUUGGAUCUCUUCUCAUACCCAGUGGCUUUCGAACUCUGGAACCUCUAUCUCCAAAAGGCAGUCGACCGGAAGAUCAGCAUCGAAAGGCUACGAGAUCUAUUCGAGCAGGCCGUUGAAGGAUGUCCUCCAAAAUUCGCAAAGGUGCUAUAUCUCAUGUAUGGCCAGCUUGAAGAAGAACGGGGGCUGGCUCGUCAUGCUAUGCGCAUAUACGAACGGGCGACGCGUGCUGUUUCGGAUGAUGAUCGUUUGGACAUGUUCAACUUUUACAUCACCAAAUCGGCCUCUAACUUUGGCCUUACUUCAACUCGCUCGAUCUACGAGCGAGCUAUCGCCGCAUUGCCAGACAGCGAGGCGAAAGACAUGUGUCUCAAGUUUGCCGAGAUGGAAAGACGGUUGGGAGAGAUUGAUCGUGCCAGGGCGAUCUACGGACAUGCCAGCCAAUUUUGUGAUCCGAGAAGAGAGCCGGGCUUCUGGCAAAAGUGGGAGAGUUUCGAGGUGCAGCAUGGAAACGAAGACACCUUCAAGGAUAUGCUCCGCAUCAAGCGUAGCGUCCAAGCACAGUACAAUACCGACGUCAGUUUCAUCGCCUCCCAGGCCAUUGCACGCAGUCAGCAAGCUCCAACUGAAGAUGGGGCUGUUGACGACACAACGCAAAAAACAGACGCUAUGGCGGCCUUGGAGCGCCAGGCGCGCGCGCCCACGGGAUUCGUUGCUGCAAGCAGUGGUCCAGAAGGCGGCAACAGAGCCCCAGCUGUUGUACAACCAGCGACCAAUCCGGAUGCCAUCGACGUCGACGAUGACCUAUGA
Aureobasidium melanogenum CBS 110374 is the source of this 2454-nucleotide messenger RNA. RefSeq names its product TPR-like protein. Gene Ontology annotation, cellular component: Prp19 complex; post-mRNA release spliceosomal complex; U2-type catalytic step 2 spliceosome. NCBI's taxonomy places the organism in Eukaryota, Fungi, Ascomycota, Dothideomycetes, Dothideales, Saccotheciaceae. The coding region runs from base 1 to 2454 and encodes 817 amino acids. Gene Ontology annotation, biological process: mRNA splicing, via spliceosome; generation of catalytic spliceosome for first transesterification step. The transcript has 2 exons. Gene Ontology annotation, molecular function: protein binding. The record is from RefSeq and is a predicted model, not a curated record.